This is a messenger RNA of Ornithodoros turicata, 1346 nucleotides long. Its product is annotated as dnaJ homolog subfamily C member 27-like. The coding region runs from base 168 to 959 and encodes 263 amino acids. The record is from RefSeq and is a predicted model, not a curated record. The transcript is spliced from 7 exons. Lineage: Eukaryota; Metazoa; Arthropoda; Arachnida; Ixodida; Argasidae. Gene Ontology annotation, molecular function: GTPase activity; GTP binding. Gene Ontology annotation, cellular component: late endosome; lysosome; phagocytic vesicle. Gene Ontology annotation, biological process: phagosome-lysosome fusion.
UGCAAAGAUCCCCUCUCAGCCAAAGUGCUGAUCGCAUCUUGUGGAAGACGGGUUCCGAAAAUAGGAUCUCGCCGCCAAAUAUACGGCAGAGACAGGCGGCAUAGUACGCAUCGGAAGCACAGCAUCGCGGCAAAAGCUACGUCAGUAGAGGUGGAUGCUUCGUAAUAAUGGAUGCGAAAAGUCGCAUAAAACGACCUCAUCAAAUAAGGCUGAUCACAGCAGGAAAUGCAGAAGUUGGGAAGACGAGCAUCAUAAAGAGACUCUGCGAAAAAAGAUUCAACCCAAAAUAUCAAGCAACAAUCGGACUCGAUUUUGGAGUACUGAGGUUCAACGCUGGAACAGAAGUGCGAGCCAAUAUAUUUGAUCUAUCAGGACUUCCCGUAUUUAAAAUGGUUCGCAUGGAAUUUUACACAAGCAUCGAUGCUGUGAUACUCAUCUAUGACCUAAGCAAUCCUUCCAGCUUUGAGAUGCUGGACUCAUGGCUGGCUGAAAUGGCGCAAGGAAUGGACAACACAUCUGUUGUAUGUAUUGUGUGCGCUAACAAGUGCGACAAGAAGCAAUUGAUAAACAGACAGGAAGCACAGGCAUGGGUGGAAAUGCACAAAUUUUCACACUUUGUGGUAUCGGCGCAGACCGGUGAAGGCAUAACGGAGAUGUUUCAGAAUCUCAUAAUGCAAGUGCUUGACGUCCACAACAAUGGGCGCCACCCCGUUGCACUGUGGUCUUCCUGCAAUUACAGCAAAGAGGAGCUCCAAGCAGUGCACCAGGUCAGAUGGUCCAAGACAGAGUAUGAGAAGCUCGGAAUUGAACCUGGAGCCACAAGGGAAGACAUCAAUCGUACCUACAGACGUUUAGCAGUACUACUGCAUCCGGACAAAAGCACAGCACCAGGAUGUGAAGAAGCAUUUAAACUGCUAGCAUCAGCACGAUCAGUCUUGCUGAAACGAGCAGCACAUUGACCAGUGCGAUUCAUUCACACAAAAUCAGUUCCCUCAUAAACUCAGCUAUUUAUUUGUCAGCAACAUGAACAUAUACAUAAAUGUUUCACAACGUGAUAGUUCUUUAUUUUAUGUGUGUGCUUGCUGGAAACACUGGUAGCACCCAGUACAAUUCAAAAGUAAAACGACAUGUUUUGGAGAGGUCUCAAUUAUUUAAAAAAUACAUACUAUUUAUAUGUGCAAGAUAUGUGCGUAACAUUUAUGCACAUCAUGGGUGGUUGCUAGUCUGGGACCUACCAAAGUAGUGGGGGGGGUCAUGAAAACCCAGCUCAGAUUUUGCUCUUAGCAAUUUUCUCAUUCUCCUGUACAUUUACGUGCAUGACUGAAAACUCUUGUAGGAUACACACA